Messenger RNA from Anolis carolinensis (green anole), 4333 nucleotides. It is a transcript of the gene aplp1, whose product is annotated as amyloid beta precursor like protein 1. The coding region runs from base 261 to 2378 and encodes 705 amino acids. Gene Ontology annotation, cellular component: plasma membrane; Golgi apparatus. Gene Ontology annotation, biological process: central nervous system development; axonogenesis. The record is from RefSeq and is a predicted model, not a curated record. Gene Ontology annotation, molecular function: alpha-2C adrenergic receptor binding; heparin binding; alpha-2B adrenergic receptor binding. The transcript is spliced from 17 exons. Lineage: Eukaryota; Metazoa; Chordata; Lepidosauria; Squamata; Anolidae.
CAACAGCAGCGGAGGGCGGGGCGGCAAAGGCAGCAGCAGCAGCAGAGCCACAGCAGCAGCAGCAGUGUCGGGCCGGCGCCUCCUGUCACUCACUCUCUUUCUCCCUCGCUGCCCAGCUGGUGCCAAAAAGCCGGCGAGCCCCGAGGAAGCAGAGAAUCGUCUCUUCUUUGACCUGCGCUUUUUUGGGGGGAAAGGCCAACCCCACCCUUGAGGGUCUUCGGGAAAAAGCAAAGGCGCAGAGCGGCUUGAGAGCUUGAGCCAUGGCCGGGGGCGCGCGGAGCCUGCUGGCGGUGGCUUCGCUGCUCCUGGUGGGAGCCAACACCCAGGGGAUGGGAGCGGCCCUUGGCCCGGCCCUUGGGACCCCCCAGGUGGCCAUGUUCUGUGGGAAACUGGUCCUGCAUCUCAAUGUACAGACGGGGCGCUGGGAGCCCGAUGCCUCCGGCACCCACACCUGCUUCCGCACCACCGACGAAAUCCGGAGCUACUGCCAGGAGGUGUAUCCAGAGUUGCAGAUCACCAAUGCUGUUGAGGGCACCCAGCCAGUCACUAUUGACAACUGGUGCAAAAAGGGGAGGCCCAAAUGCAAAGGCCAUCAGCACAUCGUGGUGCCAUAUCAAUGUCUGGUGGGUGAGUUUGUGAGUGAAGCCCUCCUUGUGCCUGACAAGUGCAAAUUCUUACACCAAGAGAAGAUGGAUUCAUGUGAGACCUACUUGUAUUGGCACAGUGUGGCCAAAGAGGCAUGUAGUGAAGAGGAUUUGGAGCUUCACAGCUAUGGCAUGCUGCUUCCCUGUGGGGCUGAUCGCUUCCGGGGUGUUGAGUAUGUGUGCUGCCCUUCACGCCCCCCACCGAUCAGAUUGGAGCAAGCGACUGAUGCUCCUCAGAUCCUCCCACGUCUGAGGGAGGAAGCCUUGCACAGCAACAAGGUUCCAACAGGACACAUGCCAAUGGAAGAGGAGAGUUUGGAAAUAGAGGAGGAAGGGGCCAUUGACGAAGAGGAAGAAGUGGACGAAGAAGACGAUGAGGAUGGGGAGGAGAUCCCUAGAGAUGGCGUCCUUGAUUCCGAUCCCUUCCCUCCUGCCUGGGAUGACUAUUUUGUAGAGCCAGGUUAUUACGAUGACAGCAUCACUCAGACCACCAUCACCACUACCACACAGACCACCGAAGAAGACAUCAAAGUGACUCCCACCCCUCGCCCCACGGAUGGUGUGGAUGUUUAUUUUGAAAUGCCUGGCGAUGGGAAUGAGCAUGCUAACUUUCUGCGUGCCAAGAUGGACUUGGAAGAGCGCCGCAUGAAACAGAUCAAUGAGGUAAUGAAGGAAUGGGCCGAGGCUGACAACCAAGCAAAGAACCUGCCCAAGACAGACCGACAGGCCCUCAAUGAGCACUUCCAGUCUAUCCUUCAGACACUGGAAGAACAGGUGGCAAGAGAGAGGCAGCGGCUGGUGGAGACUCAUCUGGCCCGUGUUGUGGCACUGCUGAACGAUAAUCGCCGUGCGGCUUUGGAGAGUUACCUGACUGCUGUGCAGAAUGAUAAUCCCCAGCCGGAUCGCGUCCUGGCAGCUCUGAAGAGGUACGUGAAGGCAGAACAGAAGGAUCAACGCCACACCCUCCGCCAUUACCAACAUGUGGCUGCUGCUGAUCCUGAGAAGGCUGAACAAAUGAAGUUCCAGGUGUACACACACCUCCAUGUAAUUGAAGAACGGAUGAAUCAGAGUCUGGCUUUGCUCUACAAGAAUCCCCAACUGGCUCAGGAGCUUCGAGGAGACAUUGAGGAGUUGCUGCGAUCAGAACGGGUCUCCACCAGUGACCUCCUCACCACUUCCAUCUCAGAGACUCGCACCACAGAGGAGUUCCUGCCUAUGGACAGCAACGAGGACCUUGUUUCGGAAAGCCGUUCUUACCCUCGUGAUGGAGAAGAUUCUGAACAAGCGGAGAAGAAAGCUUCAGGACUGGCAGAAUAUGACUACCCAACCAGUGACAAGGCCUUGCUGUAUGAAUAUGAACGUAAGGUCAAUGUCUCUGCUUCAGAUGCAAAAGGCAUGGUGUACAAGUCCCAAGAAAUCCAACGUGACGAGCUGGUAAGUGGCUUGGGAGCCAGCCAGAAACAGCUGCACCUCGCCCUCCCUCCUGGUCAGGAGCCGGACACCUUGGUCACCAUCAACCGGGGCGCUCUCAUUGGUCUUCUUGUGGUUGCGGUGGCUGUUGCCAUGGUCAUCAUCAUCAGCCUCCUGAUGGUUCGCCGGAAGCCCUACGGGACCAUCAGCCACGGCAUUGUUGAGGUGGACCCCAUGGUCAGCCCCGAGGAGCGGCAGCUGAACAAGAUGCAAAACCAUGGCUAUGAGAACCCCACCUACAAAUUCUUUGAAGAGAUGAAUUGAGUUUCCUUGGCACAAGGGGAUGUGGGGUGACUGGGGUGGUGGGCAUUACCAUGUAGGUGGAAAGGCGUAGGAUCUACUGGAGAGAGGGGUAGAUUCCACGUAUCUUUCCACACAAGGCCCCCCUCUUUUUCUCUGCCCUGGCUGAGCCUUGCCCUCACCCCAGCCCCAUUCCCUAGCCUGCCAUGUUUUUGUUCUUCCAUUUGUCACAUUCCACCUCUCACAUAUCCAUCCAUCCAUCCAGGCUCUACAGCUAUCACCACUUGCCAUUUCCACCAUUGCCAUUUCUUUCCUCACAUCUUCACCAGUUCUAACACUCCAACACAUACACAAACACACACAAAAGCUCCUGGAAUCAGGUGCCAUAUUUGGUUAUUUCGGCUACCGUCAUUUCAACACCCACACCGUGUGCAGCUUUCCAAACCACUUGUUGGAUCUGCUGUAUAACUGUGGGCACCAAGAACUACAUGUGUGCAUCUCAUGAAAGCUCUCAUGCGUGCACAUCACUCGCCAGUGCUCCUUUGCCCAGGGCUACCACAUGUGCAUCAUCCUAACUUGCACAGGACCUGCUGUUCUUACCAAAAUUCAGCCUACACAUUGUAACCUACGUUCAUGAUCUGAAAACCAUAACUAAGUCAAUAACACUGUAUCACAGAGCUGCAGCCUCCCUCGAUUCCAUCCACGGCACCCAUUUGUGACGACUUCAUUUUGCAGAGAUUUUUUAAGAAAAACAAAACCUAGAAAAGCCCGUAUCUUACGCGUGAGACCAGAGUGUUGUGUGCACUCAAAAUUUCCCAUUGCUACCCUCGCCUGCCUCAGCAUAGGAUUCACCUCCACUCACCUCCACGCCUUUUCUGUCUCCACUUGUAUUAUGCUUCCGUUUGAAUUCCUCACUAGUUGCACUUAAUUUAUUGGAAAGCCAGCUAAGCAGGGUUGACCAGAUUACAUUUACCCUCUGCUUCCUUUGGCCUAGUUAACUUCCAUCAGCACCUUAUGUACUAGUUUGGACAGGGGAGAUGAAGGGUCUGAGCUCUCCUCGUCACCCACCUAUUUCUUUCUCUCUCCCUCCUCAAAAGAUACAAGGGAUAGGAGCAAAGUUGCAGAAAUAGAAUCAAGGGCUGGUCUUUGUCCAUCCCUGAACUUCCAAGCUUGAAAAGUCAAUUCAGCAGUGAUUUAGGGGUAGGCUGGGCCAACAAGUAUAUUCUAAUUUUUGUCACUUGCAGUUGGGAGAAACUUACCAAUAGGUUGCUGCCAUAUGACUGGAUUCCUUUCCAAAAGUAACGCAUCUUCUGGGACGUCCCAUCUUGGCUUCUGAAAUGGGGAGGAGGGAGGAUUGGGACCACUUUGGUUAUGUUAUCCGUCCAUCUCUGACGGUGUCACCAAGUGCACUGUAAUGUCUGUCUACUACUGGAGAUUCUAGGCUUUAUCCUGCCUUUGGGUUGGACCAUUUUGCUAGCUUUUUAAAGGUUGCACUUGGGCAGCAGACUAAAAAAAUAACAUAUAUUAAUGGGGCUCUUGAGAUUGAUUAGAGGUUUGAUUCAUAUAGAUUGCCAUUGGUUUUAUUUUCGUCACCUCUCACCCUCCCUACUAAAGAUAAUCCUUUUGGGCAUCCUAGAACUAAAAGUUUGCCAGAUUUUCCCCCUCACACAGGGCUCUUGGCUUCCUAAGACUUGCAUGGAAGAGGAGGGUGGGAUGUUCUGCCAUUGUACCUAAGAUAAUAACAGACAGACCUUGCAUUUUGAGAAGGAAGAAUGUACAACUUUGUGUCCUGAUUGCUCUCCAUUUUUUUGCCAGUUUACUUCCUCCCUUAUUCAUUCUGUUCUGCUUCAGUUCGUGUCCUUUCCAAGCAGACAUUCUUGAAAUCAAGAUGCAAAUGACAAGAGACAAACCAGGAGAAUGGAUUUCAAUUGCCAGUCCUCCCACCAAACUAAUAAAAUAUUGUCACUUCUCUAACCCCA